CUGACAGCUUUUGACAGCGAUUUAUUUCAAUUUUUCGUAUUGAAUAAUUAUCGUUUUGUUUACAGAUAUAUUACAAAGCCUUUUAAAGUGAAAUCUAAUAAAGAACUCGUAAUACAAAAUGCCACGAUUCCAUACGGUAGAAAUCAAUAAAACAGAAUGGAUUGUGCCCGAGCGAUAUCAGAUGCUUACACCUGUAGGGUCUGGAGCUUAUGGUCAAGUAUGUUCUGCUAUAGAUACGCUACAUAAUAUGAAAGUGGCCAUAAAAAAGUUGGCAAGACCAUUUCAGUCUGCAGUGCAUGCCAAAAGAUCAUAUAGGGAACUUCGAUUGUUGAAGCAUAUGAAUCAUGAAAAUGUUAUAGGUUUGCUGGAUGUGUUUAGUCCUGAAAAGAAUCUAGAAGAAUUUCAACAGGUUUAUCUUGUUACACAUUUAAUGGGCGCAGAUUUGAAUAAUAUUGUUCGCACACAAAAGCUGUCUGAUGAUCAUGUACAAUUUCUUGUAUAUCAAAUCCUACGCGGCUUGAAAUAUAUACACUCUGCAGGAAUUAUACACAGAGAUUUAAAACCUUCUAAUAUAGCUGUAAAUGAAGACUGUGAGUUGAAGAUCUUAGAUUUUGGUUUAGCGAGGCCAACUGAAACAGAAAUGACUGGUUAUGUGGCUACAAGAUGGUACAGGGCUCCAGAAAUAAUGCUCAAUUGGAUGCAUUACAACCAGACAGUUGAUAUCUGGUCAGUGGGAUGCAUUAUGGCUGAACUCUUGACAGGCAGGACUUUGUUUCCUGGAUCAGACCAUAUUGACCAUCUCACAAGGAUAUUAUUUCUAUGCGGCAAACCUGACAAGGAUACUAUUGACAAAAUUAUAAGUGAAGAGGCCAGAAACUACAUCCAGUCUUUGCCGACAUUGAAGCGACGCGACUUCCGCGAUGUAUUCCGCGGCGCUAACCCGCUCGCUAUCAAUUUGCUGGAGCUGAUGCUUGAACUUGACGCUGAUAAACGUAUAACGGCGGAGCAGGCACUUGCGCAUGAGUACCUCGCACAGUACGCGGAUCCCACUGACGAGCCCGUCUCCGCGCCCUACGACCAGAGCUUCGAGGACAUGGAGCUGCCCGUUGACAAGUGGAAAGAACUGGUGUGGAAGGAAGUGGUGGAGUUCAAACCUCAUCCUCAGCACAUGAACACUGUUGUCGAAGUCAACCCUUCAUAACUUAAUCUUUGUUUUUUGCCGCUAAAAGGUUAAGUAUUUUUUUUUUCAAUAGAUUUUAUCAAAUAUCAAAUGUUUUGUCCUCUUAGCAUCUUAUAUUGACAAAGAAAAUAAUAAUAAUAAUCACGUAGAUUACUUUAGUGAACGAAUUUGUUUUAAGUCAAUUUAAAAAGGUUGUAACAGUAUUUUUUAUCUGUGGGUUUAACUGCCAGCAUUUCUACAAAAAUAUAUUAUCUGUUUUUUCAAAUAGACUGAAAGAGAUAGCAAUAUAGUUAUCUCAUUAGUGGAAAACCCACGGUAAUGUUGCAUAUGAUUUUUCACAUAUAAUAAGAUAAUAAUUAGAUUGCCUUAUAUAUUAUAGGAUUUCUAGUAAAUUAUGAAUAUUUUCUUAAACUUUGUAUGAAGACCGCAAUACUUUAUAUCAAUUUUAU
This is a messenger RNA of Papilio machaon (common yellow swallowtail), 1629 nucleotides long. It is a transcript of the gene P38mapk, whose product is annotated as mitogen-activated protein kinase p38b. Lineage: Eukaryota; Metazoa; Arthropoda; Insecta; Lepidoptera; Papilionidae. The transcript has 9 exons. Gene Ontology annotation, molecular function: ATP binding; MAP kinase activity. Gene Ontology annotation, cellular component: nucleus; cytoplasm. The record is from RefSeq and is a predicted model, not a curated record. Gene Ontology annotation, biological process: intracellular signal transduction; protein phosphorylation. Bases 119 to 1201 code for a protein of 360 amino acids.